This is a messenger RNA of Naumovozyma castellii, 804 nucleotides long. RefSeq names its product amino acid starvation-responsive transcription factor GCN4 (gene GCN4). The coding region runs from base 1 to 804 and encodes 267 amino acids. The transcript has a single exon. NCBI's taxonomy places the organism in Eukaryota, Fungi, Ascomycota, Saccharomycetes, Saccharomycetales, Saccharomycetaceae. The record is from RefSeq and is a predicted model, not a curated record.
AUGUCCCAAUAUCAAAGUUUGUUUACACCCGCUAUCGCUGCUAAGCAGCCAGUUUCCCCCAUGGAAACUCCAAGUAUUUCUAAUUCUACUUCUACUACUUCUUCUUCAGGAGAAUUGAUCUUUGACAAAUUCAUUAAGUCUGAAGAACAAGAAGAUGAUCAAUUUAUGACUAUCCCACCAUUAAAUGAAUUAGACUCAAACGUUGUGGAUGCCUUUUUCUCAUCGAGUACAGACUCCACUCCAAUGUUUGAAUUUGAAUCAUUAGAUGAAUCCAACGAUCCAAAGAAUUGGACUUCUUUAUUCGAAAAUGAUCUACCAAUCAUUACUGAAGAUGAUGUCUCUUUGAAUGAUAAAGCUAUUGAAUUGACCCAUGACGUUGCUGUCAAUGAUAAUGAUGUCAAUUUCAUGCAGAAUCAAUGUUUCUUACCAACUCCAGUUAUUGAAGACGCCAAAUUGAUGAUCAACAAUAACCAUAGUUCAGGUAAGAUUACGAAAAAGAGCAACAUCAACAAGAAAUCCUCGUUCUCAUCUCCUUCUCCUUCUGCUUCUUCAAAAGUGGAUCAUUUAGGUGUUGUUGCAUACAAUAGAAAGAAUCGUUCAUUACCUUUAACUCCAGUGAUUCCUGAAUCUGAUGAUCCUGCAGCACUAAAACGUGCAAGAAACACUGAAGCUGCAAGACGUUCAAGAGCAAGGAAAUUACAAAGAAUGAAUCAAUUAGAAGAAAAGGUUGAAGAAUUAUUAUCAAGAAAUACGGAAUUGGAAAAUGAAGUUAUUAGAUUAAGAAGUUUAUUAAAUAACAAAUAA